Branchiostoma belcheri (Belcher's lancelet) is the source of this 1887-nucleotide messenger RNA. Its product is annotated as carbohydrate sulfotransferase 1-like. Gene Ontology annotation, biological process: N-acetylglucosamine metabolic process; sulfur compound metabolic process. NCBI's taxonomy places the organism in Eukaryota, Metazoa, Chordata, Leptocardii, Amphioxiformes, Branchiostomatidae. The record is from RefSeq and is a predicted model, not a curated record. The transcript has a single exon. Gene Ontology annotation, molecular function: N-acetylglucosamine 6-O-sulfotransferase activity. The coding region runs from base 1 to 1251 and encodes 416 amino acids.
AUGAGGAUACUUCGGGCCAUUUUUAAACUUCUCCCCCUGAUUCUAACGCUGGCGUUUGUCGCUUACCUCUGGUCGGUAAAUCAUUGGACAUUUUAUUGGGCUCCUUCUACAGGAAUCCCUGGCCCGUGGUCCGGUCACUUACCAGUAGACACAACUGAAGGUAUCCAUUCAAAGGAAAACAAAUACGAUGCAGCAUCAAAUUAUUACGAGAUAGAAAUAACGCCCACCAAUGAAAUGAGAUCUUCCGGUCCUACCACCGUCUUCAUAUUCACCCAGAUGAGAAGCGGCUCCUCAUUCGUCGGAGAGAUUUUCAAUCAACAUCCUGGUUCUUUCUACCUGUUUGAACCUCUGUGGGCAGUGCAAUAUUACGACAAUGGGACACACAACGUCCCAGAGUGGCAAUUCAAACUGCUCCAAGCAGUGGCUAAUUGUGAGUUUGCAGGUCUUGAAGGGAUCAUGGAACAUUUUCUAACAGCUCCAACUUUCGCGGCAGUAGAACGAACCCCAUCGUUGAAAAAACUCUGUAAGAGUUUCCAAUGGGGAAUAACGAACAAGUCUGAUUCAAUCUGUCCCAUUCCGAGAGACACACUGGCUUCAGUUUUGAACCAGGCGUGUCAAAACUCACAGAUAAAUGUCGCGAAGAUUAUACGGAUCUGGUACAUCAACUUCUUUGAACCAAUCGUGGCAAAUGGCUCGGUAGUCGGCCGGGAAGUCAAAAUCCUCCACCUUAUCCGGGACCCUCGCGCCGUGGUCGCUUCACAAAUCAGAAUUUUCAAUCGCAAAGAACCGACUCCGUUUGCAGAAGAUUUUGUUGAUGACACGAAAACAGAAAACCUCUGUACGCAGCUGGUGGAAAACGUACAGACCCAAGAUGGCGUCCCGGACUGGCUACUAGGACACUAUGCCCUAAUAAGGUAUGAGGACGUUGCCAUGGCACCGGCUGCCAUGACAGAGAAACUGUAUUAUUUUCUCGGUACCGAAAGUGACAAAGCAGUCUUCCGUUGGCUGGCGAAAAACACAAACGCCACGGAGCCGGGUGAAAGCUAUUUCUCUCGGAAGAGGAACUCCAGGGACACUGUUGACGCCUGGAGACGUAAGCUGAGUCUGUCCGCCGUGCUGAAGAUUCAGAACAUUUGCCGGGACGCCCUGGAGAUGUUUGGGUACAGAACCGUGCAAGGAGAGGCGGAACUAACCAACCUGAGUCUGUCUCUAGUGGGAGACAUGGACAAGAACCUGGUGCAGAUCUCGUGAGAUGGAGAGUAACAUCCAUGAGCUAGUAACUCUGAUAGAAUAGCACGAGAAGAACCCACAAACUUCCCAAUGCACACGUACUGUUAUAGUACAUGUUCGAACUGCCUUUACAAAAUAUAUCAUGCGGUCUGUCAACAAAUCUCAUGAAUUUGUUGGUGUCACCAGAACGGGUGGUCACUUCCUAAUAUGAGAAGUUCAACAUGACUGUAUCUUUGAGAAAUAUCUUGCACUUACGGAGAGCCAGGCACCUACAGAGCUCAUAGAGUUUACUCAUGUCAUUACCCCCGCUUCCAUUUCAGUUUUCAAGUAAUCUGCAGUUUACAUGAAGACGCUGUAGUGUUUGCCACCUUUCUGAGAGAGAACUAUGAAGCAUGUGCUUUCGCGAGUGACUGCUAUAGUCAUAGAUAGAUUGGGACGUCUGUGUUUAAGAAAUUUUUGAGAAAUACAUUGCACUGUAUAGCUGAUUGAAUAACGCGAGAAGAACCCAGAAACUUAGAAAUGUACACCACACGUUGUGGCAUAGUAUUUAACCUAUUCACCCACAUAUGGUUAUACAUGUACUGGCUAUACAGGAUUAUGCAUUAUGUACAGAAUUGCAUAAUGUAACAAAUGUUGAUGGUAAAAAAUAAAAAUGAC